AUGGCGAAUCCAAGGCAGCGUCGUAAGACUCGCUCCUCUUCAUACAAGCCUGUGAAACAUUCCAGUCGGGCAAAGACGCUACUCAAAAAACAACCACCAAUCCGUGGUCCAAAAGUUCUUCAGGACGCUUGGGAUUCCAAGAAGACAGUCCGACAAAAUUAUACUGCACUUGGUCUUGCAGCAUCGUUCAAACCACAGGCAUCCGGAGGAGUAGAAGGUGCGAAGACACGAAAAGGGCUUAAUGAAGGCCAUGAUAUCACGACUCCAGAGGAGCCAUCUACUUCAACACGGAAAGACACGAAGAAGGGUGUCCCCAAGGGUCAUGCUCGCAUUAUACGUGACUCGGAUGGGAACGUCGUGGGAAUAGAGGAGGCAGAAGCAGAGGACGAAGAGAUGGAGGAGUCGGACUCUGAUCAAUUAAUUGAGGACAAGGCGUCGAGGUUAGAUCUAGAUACAAUGGAGUGGGUUACGAUGGGUCGUGAGGCAGGAAAAGAAUUGUCUGAAACGACUGUUGAGACAGUCUCGUCGUUACCCCGGCCGAAUCCGCGGUCUGCGUCGUCGAGUGAGAGGACGUACCUUGAGCGGCUGGUUUCAAAGUACGGGCAAGACGUCGACGCCAUGGCACGAGAUCGCAAACUCAAUCCGACUCAGUUUACGGCUGGCCAGUUGGGCAGGGCGAUACGGAAGUCCGGGGGGUUUGCAAAGUUCGGUGUCGUUUCAUAA
Stereum hirsutum FP-91666 SS1 is the source of this 723-nucleotide messenger RNA. RefSeq lists its product as uncharacterized. The coding region runs from base 1 to 723 and encodes 240 amino acids. Gene Ontology annotation, biological process: ribosomal large subunit biogenesis. The transcript is spliced from 4 exons. Lineage: Eukaryota; Fungi; Basidiomycota; Agaricomycetes; Russulales; Stereaceae. The record is from RefSeq and is a predicted model, not a curated record. Gene Ontology annotation, cellular component: nucleolus.